CCGUUCGCGUCUGUCGUCGGCAGCAUCCAAGGAAGCUCACCGCCCAGCAAGCUUCUGCUUUUAAGGAAGCUAUACUGCGAAAAUGUCGAGUUCCUCCAAUCUUAUAGCCAUGAAAAAAGUGGUACAGCAGCUGCGCUUCGAGGCAAGCAUUAACAGAGUGAAGGUGUCCCAAGCUGCUGCAGACCUUCAACAGUUCUGCAUGCAGAACGCCUUGCAAGACCCCCUGCUCACAGGCGUGUCAUCCAGCACCAACCCCUUCAGGCCGCAGAAGGUCUGCUCCUUCUUGUGAAUCCACUGUGCUCAUUGGCCUUCAUUUUUGAUGCUACAGGGAAAAGUCGACCUCAACACUGCUCCUCAUGCCAAGCCAUUAACAAAGAAACUGCCACGGGGGGGAUGUCUUUGAGUGUAUUACGCACAUCAAAAUCAUGACAGAAAGACAACCAUAUAUUUUUAGCCACAGUAGUAGAAGUAGAAGAAGAAAAAAGGAAGCUAAUUUUAUUUUUCAUGGCACAGUAUGGGUUUUUAAUUAUUGUGCCUUUUCUAUUGUUCUAUUUUAGUCAUCACUCUUCUGGACAAUUUUUUGUAUUUAAUGAAUAAAAAGCAUUCUUUGUUACUCCAAAA
This is a messenger RNA of Dunckerocampus dactyliophorus (ringed pipefish), 621 nucleotides long. RefSeq names its product guanine nucleotide binding protein (G protein), gamma 5 (gene gng5). Gene Ontology annotation, molecular function: G-protein beta-subunit binding. Gene Ontology annotation, biological process: G protein-coupled receptor signaling pathway. NCBI's taxonomy places the organism in Eukaryota, Metazoa, Chordata, Actinopteri, Syngnathiformes, Syngnathidae. The transcript is spliced from 3 exons. Gene Ontology annotation, cellular component: heterotrimeric G-protein complex. The record is from RefSeq and is a predicted model, not a curated record. Bases 83 to 289 code for a protein of 68 amino acids.